AUGCAAUUCUCGCAGUAUUUGUCGUUAAUUUCCCUGUUGGUUCCAGCUUUAGCACAGGAUGUGGCGGUUUCAUGCGAACAAAUUCCCUCUGCUAGCUUAGAGUCGACGCCAUAUUCUGUGUCAACCACUGCUAUUCUUGCCAACGGGAAAGCAAUGCAGGGUGUAUUCGAAUACUACAGAUCGAUAACUUAUGUCAGUAGUUGCGGGUCUGUAGCCACUACAACAAAGAAAAACAGCCCUAUAAAUACGCAGUAUGUCUUUUGA
Molecule: messenger RNA, 264 nt
Organism: Saccharomyces eubayanus
Lineage: Eukaryota; Fungi; Ascomycota; Saccharomycetes; Saccharomycetales; Saccharomycetaceae
Gene: AGA2
Product: Aga2p
Exons: 1
Coding region: 1-264 (87 amino acids)
Biological process (GO): agglutination involved in conjugation with cellular fusion
Cellular component (GO): fungal-type cell wall
Molecular function (GO): cell adhesion molecule binding
Source: RefSeq, a predicted model, not a curated record